Rhagoletis zephyria (snowberry fruit fly) is the source of this 402-nucleotide messenger RNA. The record is from RefSeq and is a predicted model, not a curated record. NCBI's taxonomy places the organism in Eukaryota, Metazoa, Arthropoda, Insecta, Diptera, Tephritidae.
AUGACUCCACUGUCUGCCGUACUCGAAGCACCAUUCACCAAUAUGCGUGAAGAGAUUUGGGCAUUUCCUCUUUCAAGAUUUUUCAACUUCCUGCCAUACUUUGAGUACGCAUUUGUCGACCCAAUAGUAAACGAUGAAAAGCUCAACUUUGACUCUGUCGCACUUCUGCCCAAAGUAAAAGCGCCCCUUUUAGUGCUGCAUUCAGAAGAUGACCCCAUCAUUCCCUACCACAUUGGAAAGCGACUUUACGAGAGUGCCAAGCAACUGCAACCAGCGAAAGUGGCCAACAAAACGACCUUUCACGGAUUUCCACCAGGCAAAGAAUACAACCAUGAUUGGAUAUGUCAAGCACCAGAUUUGCCACACGUUGUGGCACAGUUUAUUACCUCAGUGUUAAAUUAG